This is a messenger RNA of Octodon degus (degu), 2400 nucleotides long. It is a transcript of the gene Tbx21, whose product is annotated as T-box 21. Bases 161 to 1774 code for a protein of 537 amino acids. Lineage: Eukaryota; Metazoa; Chordata; Mammalia; Rodentia; Octodontidae. The transcript has 6 exons. Gene Ontology annotation, biological process: cell fate specification; lymphocyte migration; regulation of transcription by RNA polymerase II. Gene Ontology annotation, cellular component: nucleus. Gene Ontology annotation, molecular function: DNA-binding transcription factor activity, RNA polymerase II-specific; RNA polymerase II cis-regulatory region sequence-specific DNA binding. The record is from RefSeq and is a predicted model, not a curated record.
GCCCCUAGAAGCGGGCGCGGGAACCAGACGUCGCGGCCAGGCCCGAGGUGGGGACCCCCCCGGGCCCGCCCCGGCCCCCUCAGGCCCCUCGCCCCUCCUCCCUGCGCCGAGAGGGACUCGUCCGCACGGCUGAGGGAGGCAGGUGCCCAGCGCGCCCCGGAUGGGCGUCGUGGGGCCGGGCUACCGACAGAUGUUGACGGGCACCGAGCCGAUGCCGACGGGCGACGAGGGCCGCGCGCCCGGAGAUCCGCAGCCGCGCAGCUACUUCUACCCGGACCCGGGCGCACCCGACACGGGCGACCGUCGGGGGACUGGCGGCCUCGGGGCGCCCUACGCUGGGGGCGCCCUGGUGUCCGCGCCUCCGGGGCGCUUCCUCGGCGCCUACGCGUACCCGCCGCGGGCCCCGGCCGCCGGCUUCCCGGGGACGCCCGAAACCUUCCCGCCGCCCGCCGGCGCCGACGCCUUCCAGCACCCCGGGGACGGCGGCUACGCGGUCCCCGACCCGCGCGCCGGGCUCUACCCGGGGCCCCGAGACGACUUCGCACUGCCCGCGGGGCUCGAGGUGUCGGGGAAGCUGAGAGUGGCGCUCAACAACCACCUGCUGUGGUCCAAGUUCAACCAGCACCAGACGGAGAUGAUCAUCACCAAGCAGGGCCGGCGGAUGUUCCCCUUUCUGUCCUUCACUGUGGCCGGGCUGGAGCCCACCAGCCACUACAGGAUGUUUGUGGAUGUGGUCCUGGUGGAUCAGCACCACUGGCGGUACCAGAGCGGCAAGUGGGUGCAGUGCGGCAAGGCGGAGGGCAGCAUGCCAGGGAACCGCCUCUACGUGCACCCCGACUCCCCCAACACCGGCGCCCACUGGAUGCGCCAGGAGGUCUCCUUUGGGAAGCUGAAACUCACCAACAACAAGGGCGCCUCCAACAACGUGACCCAGAUGAUUGUGCUGCAGUCCCUGCAUAAGUACCAGCCCCGGCUGCACAUCGUGGAGGUGACCGAUGGCGAGCCCGAGGCCGCCUGCACCGCAGCCAACGCGCACACCUUCACCUUCCAAGAAACGCAGUUCAUCGCCGUGACCGCCUACCAGAAUGCAGAGAUCACACAGCUGAAGAUUGAUAACAACCCCUUUGCCAAAGGAUUCCGGGAGAACUUCGAGUCCAUGUAUACGUCUGUCGACGCCAACGUGCCCUCUCCACCUGGACCCAACUGCCAACUGCUCGGGGGAGAUCCCUACUCCCCUCUCCUCUCCAGCCAGUAUCCCGUCCCCAGCCGCUUCUACCCUGACCUCACCGGCCAGCCCAAGGAUGUGGCUUCACAGCCCUACUGGCUGGGCGGCCCCCGGGACCAUGGCUACGAGACGGACUUCCGUGGUGUCGGCAUGAAGCCGGCCUUUCUGCCCUCGGCGCCUGGACCGGCCAUGCCCUACUACCGCAGCCAGGAGGUCCUGGGCCCCGGGGCCGGGUGGCCCGUGGGCCCACAGUAUCCCCCAAAGGUGGGUCCGGCCAGCUGGUUCCGCCCUAUGCGGACUCUGCCCAUGGAACCUGGCCCGGGCAUGCCAGAGGGCCGGGCCCCGGACGAGCAGGACUCUCCGUCCCUGUGGACUGAGGUCACCCCUCUCCGGCCAGAGCCCUGUGACUCAGGCCUGGGUGAAGGAGACUCUAAGAGGAGACGGGUGUCCCCCUACCCUUCCAGUGGCGACAGCUCGUCCCCUGUGGGGGCCCCAUCUCCUUUUGAUAAGGAUGCAGAAAGCCAGUUUUAUAACUAUUUCCCCAACUGAGCAGAGAGUGCAAAGCCGGGAAAGGACAGAUCUGGUGUUGUUAGAUCUGAGGCUACCGAGUCACCUGGGAGACAGAACCCAGGCAGAAAGGCCCCCUCCCUCGCUGCUGUUCUCCUGUAGUGAUGACUGGGGGUGGGGUGGGAGGGAGGCCAAGGAUUCUGGGGUUCGUUUGCUGCAUCCUGGAGUGUCACUGCUCCGUCACCUACCCAGACUGAAGCCACCUCUGCCGUGGAGAACAGAGAUGGCCAUGCCAGGAGGCCUGGGACGCAGGGAGCCAGGAAGGGGCUGGGCCCCGGCCACCAGCUCUCGUCCUCCACGUGGGGCAGCUCCAGGGAGGUUUCCAUGUGUGUGGCUGAUCUGAAGGAAGACACACAGACUCUGCAACGGUCAGCCAGCCAGCGCCAGGGAACAGCCUGAGACUGUGGGGAGCUGGCCGGGCCCCCUUAGGGGACAGGACCCCGGUGAGCAGAGGAGGGGGCUGGCAGGCCAGGGGUCUCGGUUGUACAUGUGUGCUUCUUUCUUUUCUUUCUCCUUUUUCUUUUUCUGAAUGGGGGAGGCUAUUUAUUGUGCAGAGAGUGUUGUCCGGGUGCUUUUCUACUAUCCCCAUCACUUUCUGGAAAUAAACG